AUGGACACGCCCAACUCCCCACCCGCACGUUCAACCUCGCCCGACCCAUGGGCGACCCCAUCUCUGGCCAUCGGCGCAAUUCCGCCGCUGGACCGUUCCGUCUCGACAGCUUCCUCUGUGUCGUCGGCGCGCUCAGUGAGCUCGCGCCUCUCCGAUGGCGGCAGGCGACGUGGAUACAUGAGGCCUGAGGGCACCGAGUUCUCCACGUCGGCAAAGAACAGAGAAAGCGUCAUGAACCUGGGCACUAUCGCACAUCUGCAGUACUACUUUGCGAGGACUGGCCUGCUCGACACGGCGACCGGACGUGUCGCCAAAGGCCGCAAGCCCGGAUCGCGAACAGCAAGCGGCAACGAACCACUCUCGCCAGGACUCGAUGCCGACUUCUCGUCCUUGUCGCUUGCGUCACCAGACGGAAUGACUGAACAUCAUCUUGGAGAGGGCUUCGUUGAGUCACCACUCGACGAAACGGCGUCGAUGGCAUGGGAGGACCCCGAGCCCAUGAUGCUCCCGCCCACCGUCAGCACCUACAAGAACAACCCCGUCUACGUCCCACCGCCACCUGACAUGACCGUCCUACGCCGCGAACUUCGCGAGUCGCUUGCCGAGUCCAUGAAGCAUCUGCACGAGCUGGAGAAGGGCUUCUCUGACGUCCAGCCAGACGGAAAGACAGCAAAGAACGGUGGUGAGGAAGCUUCAGGUUGGCACGAGGUUCAAGGCAUCAACUUGUUGGAUGUCACUACCCUAGCGAUCCGCGCCGCGAAAAACUACUACACCGCACACGAAGAACCACAGCGACUCUACGCCAUCAAGUCGGAACGGACGAUCCGAAAAGAACUGUACGAUACACUCGAGGUCCUGAAGCGUCUCGCCAUUCGCAACUUUGGAAACGGUGUGCAGCCCUAUGAAGUCACCCAACUCAAGCAGUGGGUUGUCGACAUUGGUACACUGCUCGAUACCGAAGAAGAGAAGGAGCGCCUGGAACAUGCAGAGAGAGAAAACUGGUCGUGGCGCGAGGGUGACUGGACGGGCAAAGAACGCGAGAGGGAACUACUCUUCCUCAAGUCGUUUGACAGCAACCCGGACGCGCUUCCCGAGUGGACCAGCGCUCCCGACGCCGAGCUCCCGACACCCUUCCUUGCCGAACUACAGAACGGCCUGCGAUUAGUUCAUCUCCACAACACUCUUGUCCGAAGGUCAAAACGACACUUUGAAGAGAUCAAGACGUACCACACCGACACGGCCAAGCCAUAUCGCUGCGCCGACAACCUGCGCUACUGGGUCAAGGCUGCGGAGCUGCGCUGGGACAUCAAACUAGACGUUGAUGUCAUGGGCGUGGUUCACGGCGAAGACGCGGAAGCGUGGAACAAGUUUGACGCUGCUAUUCUGCAAUGGAGCCAGGGCGUGCGUGAGGAAAUCACGUCGGAAUGGCAAAAGCAGAAGAACCAAACGAGAACCCCUACACUACAGAUCGACCCCAAUUACGAGGCGCUGUGA
Messenger RNA from Alternaria atra, 1494 nucleotides. RefSeq lists its product as uncharacterized. The record is from RefSeq and is a predicted model, not a curated record. The coding region runs from base 1 to 1494 and encodes 497 amino acids. The transcript has a single exon. Lineage: Eukaryota; Fungi; Ascomycota; Dothideomycetes; Pleosporales; Pleosporaceae.